AUGGUCGCAUCCAAACUCUACUUGCACGAAGAGUUUACCAAAGACAUUUAUUCUACUUCAGACCAAUUGAGAAAAGAUUCCAAGAAUAUCUACAAUAGAUUAAUGUCAAUCAAUGAAGAUGCCAUGUUUGUUAAUAAAGUAGCCGAACUGUGGCCUUUGUAUCCGUUAAUCGCCAAGCAAUCGUAUCUUAAUUACAAUAAGGCUCAUCGACAUUCAGUCUAUUUCAAAUCGACUGACGGACACAUUGGGAAAUGGAGUUUCAAUCUGCGUCGACUCAAUGCACAUCUUUUGGGUGUGAUAAUUGAGAAUGGCGGCUGUAUUAUAGUUGAUUCAACACAAAGCGGCAAGAAAUUUCCAGAUGCAUUGUCAAAAACUAUUCCCAUUUGGUGUGCAACUAUAAACAACGCCAUUCAGCAGUUCAGACAGAAUGUGUCCAAGUCUGCAACUGAUGAUAAAAGUCAGACAUGUGAAUGGGAUGUCGAGUUUCAUUCCUUAUCAGUAGUCUCCAAGUCCGAAAGUGAUCAAAUAAGAAAACUCAUUCCUCAAUUUGCUAAAAGAUUUUUGAACUCUGGCUUUGAUAUAGCUGAACUCUCCUCCAAGCUUUCAAAGCCACUUCGCCCGCUCCGGAUCAGCCCAGAUUCUAAUAUACUAAACGACGACACUGUAAAUUAUACAGAUGCACCAUUUUAUCCAUUAAUAUGUGUAAGUGCAUCAAAGACGAUUUCAACCAAAAUGGAAUACCAUUACAGUGGAACCACAAAGUAUUCGUAUGUCCAGGGGGCAGCAGAUGACCAAGAGACAUGGGCGAUGGGACUUACGCCUACACUGUUCUGGGAACAUCGUGAUCGAUUACUCCAAACUCGAGAUGCGGCCGAGUGCGAGAGAAUUGUAAAGGACAUUGUCGAUGCACAAUCACAAAUGGAACAAUCGUUCCAUCUUUAUGCUAUACAUGACAUAUUACCGGACUCGUAUCAUUUUAUUGGAAAUACAAACAUAGCGAUUGGCAAUAGGAUGAGUGGAUGUCCGCCUGCAUGUUGGAAUCAUUUUGACUAUAUCGUUAACUGUACGCCUCAAGAGUUUAAUGAAUGUUUGCCUCAAAAGAAUUAUCUGCUACUACCCAUUCCGGAGGGUAAGAAAGGUCAACAUAUUUUAUAUAACAUGUUACCAAAGGCAAUAGAUUUCUUGAGUGAGCCGUUAAAAGGGGGAAGGAAAAUCCUAAUCCAUUGUAACCAGGGAGUUGAUAGAAGUGUUGGUAUUGCACUCGGAGUGAUUGUGACAUUUUUUGAUGACGAAGGGAACCUUAUGGAAGAAAGAGUAGAUCACAAAGGUGGAGAGCAUAACAACGAAUAG
Molecule: messenger RNA, 1350 nt
Organism: Paraglomus brasilianum
Lineage: Eukaryota; Fungi; Glomeromycota; Glomeromycetes; Paraglomerales; Paraglomeraceae
Source: the annotation of a GenBank genome assembly